This is a messenger RNA of Micropterus dolomieu (smallmouth bass), 813 nucleotides long. RefSeq names its product natriuretic peptide A-like (gene nppal). Bases 120 to 596 code for a protein of 158 amino acids. The record is from RefSeq and is a predicted model, not a curated record. Gene Ontology annotation, molecular function: hormone receptor binding; hormone activity. Gene Ontology annotation, cellular component: extracellular region. The transcript has 3 exons. NCBI's taxonomy places the organism in Eukaryota, Metazoa, Chordata, Actinopteri, Centrarchiformes, Centrarchidae.
CAGCGUUUAACCUGAAACACUCCAGCCGGCAGGUUGGCCUGCACUCCCACGUGUAGCAGCAUUAGUCACACAUCGUUAAUUUUCCCAGGCCUCGUGACGGAAUCAGGUCGGGUAUAAAGAUGGCACCUGGGCACAGACACAGAACCGGACGAGUGCGAGCAACGGGAGCAGGGACUGAAACAGAACCGCAGAAGAAAAUGAACCCAAAUUCCAUCUCCGUUUGCUGCCUGUCUCUGCUUUUACUGCUUCACCUGGCGGAAGCCAAACCCGUCUCUGACCUCCAGAGUCUGAAGCAACUUUUAGAAGAGGAACUCGCCGCUGCGCCCUUUUACUCCUCGGAGGAGACGGAGGCGCAGGGGAGGGACGGGAGCACGGACAAGGCGGUGUUCGGAGGCGCGGAGGAGGAGCGGCACUGGGACUCCUCAGACCCUAGCAACUCGGUCCUGGCGGCCAAAGAAAACGCCCUGGCGCGUCUCUUCAAAGACCUCAUGAGGACUUCCAAGCGCUCGUGGAGCCGGUACAAGAAGGGCGGGCUGAGGAGCUGCUUCGGGGUCCGGUUAGAGAGGAUCGGCUCUUUCAGCGGACUGGGGUGCUGAAGGCGGGAUGAAACCGGGGUGACUCCGGACUGACUUCGGGCUGACUUCGGGCUUCUACACGUCGGUGUUACCGGAACCCACACCGGAGCUUCUGGUCAUUGCGCUUUGACAUUUUAAAGGGCGGGUACUUCUCUCUCUGCUGUCCGGGAAUCAUCCAGAACUUUGCUUUUUCAUAUGUGAGCUGUUCAACAAUAAAUUAUUGUAUAUGUAUGUAUUA